Trichoderma harzianum CBS 226.95 is the source of this 795-nucleotide messenger RNA. RefSeq lists its product as hypothetical. The record is from RefSeq and is a predicted model, not a curated record. Bases 1 to 795 code for a protein of 264 amino acids. The transcript is spliced from 2 exons. NCBI's taxonomy places the organism in Eukaryota, Fungi, Ascomycota, Sordariomycetes, Hypocreales, Hypocreaceae.
AUGGUUCACUAUUACGAAUCUCUCCCCGAAGAUCUCAGAGAAUGGGCAUUGCAGCAGAAAGUGUUCUUUACAGCAUCGGCCCCUCUCAGAGGUCGUCACGUCAAUGUUUCCCCGAAAGGCCUCUUAGAUGCGACUUUUCACAUCUUUGAUCCCAACCAUGCGGCAUACAUGGACUCCGCCGGCACAGGGAUCGAGAUGAUUUCCCAUGUAUAUGAGAACAAGAGAAUUACGCUUAUGUUUUGUAGUCUGGAUGAAAAGCCUCGAAUAAUGCGACUCUUUUGUACUGGUACUGUUAUCCAACGAACGGAUCCGAAAUUCCCAGGCCUCAUUGAAUCCAUGGGCAAGAAGGAAUUUCCUGGAAUAAGAGCAGUCAUCAUGCUUGACAUACUGAAAGUUCAAACUUCUUGCGGCUACGGCGUGCCUCUCCUCGAGCGCGUCAACUACUCAGAGCACUUGGGAGAACGAUCGGAAAAUCGCAAAUGCUACAAAGACCGGCCGACUUUAGAAAAGAUGCUAGGCACAAUUGUGAAAAAGGGCAAGCUGGAUCCAUUCCUGCAGGAGUCAAAUGCCCGAAGCAUAGACGGCUUGCUGGGUCUGCGUGAAGCAAGAAAAAUGAGAGGGGAAUGGUUAUUCGCUUAUGAUGUUGGUGCAUGGGUGCGCCGACAGCUCUUCCAAGGCCCUGCUAUCACUUUUGGUGUCUUCAUCGGCUUUUUCCUUUGUUCCUAUGGAAUUGCGAUUUUAACACACAUCGUUGAUCUCACACUUAAAAUGUACACAAUGACUGCUAGGGUCUGA